Opisthorchis viverrini is the source of this 183-nucleotide messenger RNA. RefSeq lists its product as hypothetical. The transcript has a single exon. The annotation marks the transcript as partial. NCBI's taxonomy places the organism in Eukaryota, Metazoa, Platyhelminthes, Trematoda, Opisthorchiida, Opisthorchiidae. The record is from RefSeq and is a predicted model, not a curated record.
AUGUUUUCUUCACCUGUCGUUCCAGAACACGUCACCGAGCUCCCAUGCUUCCGCCUACUCCCACCUGGAUGUUACUGGGAUCGUGCUGAUGGUUGGACUACUUUCGACAUGCGCACUCAGUUCGAACGGUUUGGACUACCAAAUGCGGCCUGGACCUUAACAGAUAUUAAUCGCGAUUUCCAG